AUGGAUGUUCAUUGUGACAUGAAUCAAGAAGUCGAUUCCAAUUAUCCAAAUUCGUACUCUAAAGAAGUUGAGGACGCGCUUUCCCGGCUUAAUUUAAAAUCAGACACUUUAGACGAUCCUGAUUUUAAUGUUAUUUCUUAUAUUAAUGAGAGAUUUCCCAGCGAACAGUCACUGGCAAAUAUAGAUGAGUUGAUAGCUGAAGCGGAAGGAAAAAUUCGCGAACUAGACGAUGAAACUAGAGACCUACUACGUGGUCGCUGGCAAACAGAGGACAAAGGACAAGAAAUUGUUCAGGAUGCAAAGAAUAUGAUAAAAGUACUAUUCUCUAGAAUACAGGAUGUUCAAGAUCGAGCUACUAGAUCAGAAGAAAUGGUACAAGACAUCACUCGGGAUAUACAGCAGCUUGAUCAAGCUAAGCGUAACCUAACUGUUUCCAUAACUGCCCUCAAUAAUUUAAUUCUUAUCGUGAACACCAUUGAUCGUCUGAACGAAUUACUUGGAAUACAAAGUUCAGUGAAUGAUCCAAUGUUUUUUGCGAAGAGCAAUCACACAAAUGCCAGUGCCCAGAAUCCAUUUUUAGAAGUUGACUCUGAAUCCUGGAUGAAUGAAAACCAUCCACCUGAAAAAACAAAGUCUCAAAGAUUUGUACCGUCCUUUUUGGCCGAAAUAUCAAAUUUAUUAGCUCAAGUUCAACGCUUAUUACAACCUAUGCUGUCAGCCUAUGGUUCAGUGUCAUCUGUGGCCGGAUUAUCUCGAGAAUUGGAUUCCAUUCAUUCAGUCCUUGCAGAUCGUUUGACUAAGGAACUCAAACUGUUACUAGCAGCUACUCGAACAGUUACAGAUAACAAGGAACUGAUUUUAUCAGCCUGUGAACUAGUUGACUUACUCCCUAAGAGUUUUCAUCUCGAUUCGGAUAUUGUAAAUUGGUUUAUCUCUCAUCAUCUGACUGAGUAUAAGGAGCUAUUCGAUCCAACACAGACUACUGCUUGGUUGGAUAAAAUUGAUCAGCGAUACAACUGGUUAAGAACCAAUUUGGUCCCCUUAGAACGUUUAUUUAUUUCAGUGUUUCCUCCCUCUUGGCUGGUGACUGAAAGAUUUGUUUUGGAGUUUUGUCAUAUUACACGUGGUGGCUUAGAAACUGUUAUGAAACGACGUCAGUCGGAACUUACCCAUAAUCUAAUUGUUUUCGCAUUGCAACGCACCUUAUCCUUCGAGGCCAGUUUGAAUAAAGCAUAUACGUCUGAAGCGCUAGAAGAAUUACAAUCUUUGAUGGUUAGCGGUAAGAGUAUGGAGCGUUCAUCUAAUCCAUUUGAUGAUAAUGAGGAUGAGGAAGAUGGUUUGGAUGAUCCACAAUCUAAAAAUUCUGCAGAGGCUAAGGAUGAUUCAUCAACAAAUGAUUCUCAACACAAUUGGAAAAAGCAGAUUUUUGAUGGAAUUAUAUCUAGCUGUUUCGACCAAUUCUUUGAUCUCUAUUUGGUUCAUUUGGAUAAAGGUCUGAGAGAACAAAUGACAAAUCGUUUGAUUGGUGAUUUCACUGUUAAUAAAUCAAGUUUUGAAAACAGGGAUCUUGGAGAUGUAUUCAGAGAUGACAAUCCAUUUGACACUGCACAAAUCAAACCAAAUUCCAAUGACCCUGGCGAGAAUACUCUAUAUUCUGCUACAGAUUUAUUCUUGUUCUAUAAACAAAUCUUGAAACAAACUCUCCAGUUGAAUCGGGGUCAUGGUUUGUUAGGACUUGUUCGUCUUUUAAGGCAGUAUUUGUCUGAAUACACGGUUCGUGUGCUCUUGGCUCAAAUUCCAGGCUUAGCGAUUACCAAUACUAGUGGAACUAACGUUGGCUUAUCUGCACCGGAUGUUGCAGCGAAAAUGGCAGCAUUCGGUUUAAGCAGUCUCUCAGCUCUUGGACUUGGUCGUGGUCAAACGGGACUCGGUGCAGCUCUAGAAAAUAUUAGGACACAAACAAAAUCCAGUUCUGCGCAAUCUGAUCUGAUAAGUUCAUCAAGCAACCAGGUGAUUAACAGUUUACUUCGUGAUGAUGUACAAGGAGUUCGACUGAGUAAGGAUGAUGUCUACAAGGUGUGUGUCAUACUUGUUACAGCAGCAUUUUGUCUGAAGACUGUUGAAGAUUUAGAGAAGCGUCUAAAACAUGAAAUCAGACCACCUAGCUGGGGUUCAAAAAUAUCAUUUGCUUCUGAACUUGAUGGUUUAGCAACUUGUAGAUCUGUUUGUGUCCACCGCCUUGUUGCAGACUUGGAAGCUGGUGUUGAACCUCAGCUAGUCGCUAUGGCACGUUUACCUUGGAAUAAUCUUGUACAAGUUGGAGACCAAAGCGCCUACGUUACAGCCAUUGUAAAUCAUCUUCGCACUCAAAUCCCACUGAUACGAGAAACAUUGUACACCGUCAGGCCAGCUUUUACUCAAAUAUGUAUAAAAUUUGCUGAUGCAUUAAUUGCGAGAUUCGUUAAUGCCUUAUAUCGUUGCAAACCGGUCAAUACUUUUGGAGCUGAACAGCUUUUAUUGGAUACCCAAUCGUUAAAGGCUUCUCUUCUUCAAAUGCCUCUUCUUGGAGCUAAGUUUACUCAGACACCUCCACGAAGCUUUACAAAUCUAGUUCAUGAAGGUAUGGGGAAGGCAGAACGCAUAAUCAAAGCAGUUAUGUUACCAGUCGGUGUCGCUACGCCAGGAAAGCAAGAGUCAACAACUCCUCCAAGUGGAUUUGUAAUGGGUCCAGUUGAUACAAAUGCAGCUAAUGUAUUUUUAGCUAGUUACGAACAAUUAUUACCUGAUCUAACUCAAACUGAUCUACAAAAUGUUUUGGAUAUGAAAGGUGUGAAAUCCAGUGAACAACAGUUGAUUUUAGAAAUAUUUCGUAGUAGAAAUGAAUUUAAGUCAGCGAUGAAAGAAAAAACACCUGAAGUAACGUUAUUUUGUUCUGUUGCAGAUACUGCUAUCACUGCUAGCACUUUUGUUAGUAACGUAGCUUUGACAGGGAUAACGACAGUUACCACGACCACCACUGCUCUUACGAGUUCCUUUGUAGCUACACCGAACUCUCCAAAUAAUCAGCAUCAAAAAUCGAAGCAGUCUGUAUCGAUCUCAAUGAAUCCAUUCGAUUCAUCUUCAUCAGUAGAAGAGCGGGAGCAAAUAACAGAUAGGAAAGGAAAAAUAGAAAAGUUAUUGAAUAAAAGACGAUAA
Messenger RNA from Schistosoma margrebowiei, 3195 nucleotides. The record is from the annotation of a GenBank genome assembly. NCBI's taxonomy places the organism in Eukaryota, Metazoa, Platyhelminthes, Trematoda, Strigeidida, Schistosomatidae.